AUGGAAUCAAAAUACAAAAAGCAGCACGCAAGUUCUUAGGAAAAGCAAGAACUGCGACCAGCUAGAAUUACUCUGAAUGAUGGCCUUAAUUAGUCAUUAUCCAUGGUACCUAACACAACUGAUUCAAAGGUGAGAACUGACAUUAUUCAACUUACUGAGAAGACUGCUAUUCUUGAAUAAAUACUUGGAAGGAAAAAUUAGUCUCACAAUAGCAAAGUCAACUUGUCAUUCGCGGGUGGAGCUAGUGGAGGAGCAGAUGAAGAUCAAAGCAAGUACUAUAAGUAGUCAACAUUGAGGAUGGAAGCUGACCUAUCAAGAACUAAGGAUGGCUUUAUAAGCAGCGGUGGAUAGGUCUCCUCUCAUAUGGAGAAGAUUAGUCUUGUCCCUAAAUUUGGGGAUCUUCAAAUAACUAUGACUAAGAGACUUGGCUCUAAAGGAAAAUAAGACCAAGAUAGUAGGAAUGCAAGCUCCUUAUCUCAUCACAAUAGAUAACAACUAACAUUGGAAACGCCUUCAGGACACCAACGAGGAGAUAGUAUGGUUGAGCAUCACAUGACCUUUGACUAUCAAAAUACCUCAUAACAAUCUAGACUUCUUGCUGAAGAGGAUGUCAAACUUCCCUAAACUAUCAAAAAUAUCAAACUAAACAAUAAAUUCAGUAAAGAUCGAGGAGGUGAUGGCAUACUCUCGAAUAUAAGAAUGAAAUCCCAAACUACGAGAAAUAAUUGGCAUGCGAACAAUUUAAGUGUAGAUUAGAGCUCUUAAACUUAGGAUUAUUCUGAGAAUCCUACUUAGAGAUUUACUAUGCCCUUCAAAGAUUUAAAAUAGGAUAAAAUAAAUACACAGAUUAGUUAGAAUAGACAAAUUGAUUAGAACUAUAGAGAACUCUCAGUUUCCCUAAAUAAAUUUUUGAAAGAUAAGUAAAAUUACAAUUCAGUUACGAAUAGAGAACAAAAAGAGUCUAAUAGAACAGUCAAAAAUACCUAUCAGUUUGAUAAGAGGUAAAGAUCCCUCACUCAUGAUAAAGAGGAGAGCAGUUAUAUUGCAAGUCAUGAAGUUAGACCAAAGAGUCUAAUUAAGAUUCCUAAAGACAUAAUACUUUAUCAAAUAUCUAAAAAGAUAGGCAAUAGAGCUUAGAAUUUGGAUGAAAUCGUUAGUGUUUCUUAAAAUUAAAGUAAUUAAAGAGCUGUAAAGUCUGGAGCACAUCAGUAAAGUUAUUUAGAUUACCUUGAGAAAGGUAUGCUAGAAUAAAGUACAGAUUAGAAAGAUAGUAGAAAUACCAAUGCCGCUAGCUAAUAACAAACCACAACAGCUAGAGUUACUCAUUAUAGAUCAUUUAUGGGGUCUAAUAAUACAAGAAAUAUUACUAAUCUAAAUGCUUCGAACAUAGAGUCUAAAAGUAUUCUUGAUCAAUCAACUAUAUAAUAGAAUCAAGACAACUAAUCUUAGAGUUUUCAUAUAACAGAUCUUCUUGAAAAAACACUUAAAGAUGAUAGGAACCCGAACAAGAGUAAAUAAAUUAUUGAGUAUUACAAACGAUCUGUAAAAUUAAAUGGUGAUCUUGACAAGAAUAAAGAAAUUAUGAUUAAGAAUUACAGACUGCAUGUUGUAACGGAUGAUUAAGACCUUUCAGAAAAGGAUCGAAAACUAUUAGGAUUGACUACUGGAACAUCAAUUUAUGUCAGUAAUUCAAUUGUAAAGCCUGAAACUUUCAAAUUUUCUACAAAGAUAGUCCAUUAGAUGCCAGGUGCUAUAAAUUUUGAUUAAAUUACAGACUAUGAUACAAAAAGAAAUAGAUCAGUAACUAAAAAAUGCAAGCAAAACCUUUCAACUAUAGAGGAAGAUAUUCAAUUAGAUACAUUUUUGACAGAGUUUAGCUAGAAAUACAACACAGAAGAUCUAGAUGAGAUUCAAAGACUCGAAAAUAAGUUCUUCUCACUAGAAAACAAUAACUCAAUGCUUAUCAUUAACGAAGAUUUGAACGAAAAGGAUAGUUUAAUAGGAGAUGACUCUUAUCUUUAGCAAGUUAAAGAUUCGCAUUAAGUCAUUAUGUACCAGUGGAAUCAGCCAGGCAAAGUCAGUAAGCUCUCCUCAAUCAUGGAAUCUAAAUUAGAGCAUAAGAGCUAAAGAUCUUCUCCAACCAAGAAGUACUAAUAGUAUGGUAACUAAUCACCUCGAAUCAGAGAUAUCAAUUAAAGCAUGCUUAAGUAGAAUGAUUAGCCUCAGCUAAGUGUUUACUUGAUACCAGAAAGUUCUAUCCCUGCAAUAGGAUCCUAGGUUUAUUUUGAUAGCCUAAAACUUUCAAAAGUAAAUACCAGAGUAAAGAAUGAAUAUGACUAGUUUAUAUCCUAAACGAGAUCAAUAACAGUUACAAAUAGCCAAAACAAGAAGGAGGGCUUAUAGACUCUAAAUUACUUUGAUUGCAAAAAAGCCUUCAACAUUACAUCCUAUCAACUUACUCAUCUAGAUGAUCCUCUAUUCAAGACUGAUACUUUUCCUCCGGAACUAUUUGUUAACUUUCAAAAAUGGGUAGAGCCACUUAUCUUGAGACUAAGAUAAUGGCAAUCACUAUAACCUGAUGAGGCAGAGACAUUUAAGAUCAUGGCUGAUACAUAAUACUUUAGUACUAAUGGAGAAGCUCAAAGCAUUGAGGUGUAACUGAUCGAAUUUGAUCCUGCAUCCUCAAAAUUUCUUGUUGAAAAUAAGAAACUUGGAAUUAGAACUUGGAGAUCAAGAUUGUUUAUGAAGCUCAAAGAUGAUAAUGCUGAACUUAUUCAAAAAUAAAGAGAAAAGAUAAAAAGAAUCAUGUUGGAAACUAAAGAGUUCUUGAGACUCCACAGACUCAUUCUUUACGAAUUAUGUCCAAAGUAUACCUACAUAUAAAUGGCACCUCAAUUUAGAGAGAGGAUCAAGUAUUUUUUGAAGAUUGAUGCUGAAAAGGUUAAUAAAGAGUCAUAUGAAAAACUAAUAAUUUAAGCAGAGGCAUUAUUCGUCUUUGCUAUCUUUAAGUCAGUUUUAAUUUCAUAAAUAAUGGAUCCAAACAUUAAAAAGAUAGUUAUCGAUAAUAGAAUUAGACUUAAUUCAGGAGCUAUUUUUUAGUACAUACCUUAAUUAAAAGAGAAAAUCGAUCUUCAAGGAUUAAAGCAAUAUAGUAUGAGGGAUAGAAAGAUUGAACUUGAUUAAAAUUCUAUGUUACUUAUGGAUAAAAAAUAUAUAUAGUUGCCGAUUUUUCUGAACAAAGUUACUGCUGAGACGAUAUCUAAGUAUAAGUUGUUUAGUUUUCCUUUUGAUAUUCUUUUGCUGACAAGCUAAGGAUCAGAUGUCUUUAAGAAAUCAGAUCUUUAAAAUCUUGAUUAAAAAGUCAAUGAGUUUCCUGUUUAGCAUAAAUAUUUCAUUCAAGCCUAAAAAAUAGUGACUGACUACUUUCAUUCAAUGGCAAGAUUUAGAUGGGCUGAGGCAAUCUAUUAAGAGGUUUGGAAUUUCGUCAAGGAUGAUUUUGAAUAUGUAACUGGCAAAUAAAUCUUAGAGGAAUAGGUUGAUCCAGUUCUGAGAAGACUGUUUUACCAGUUAAAGCUCUAUAUGCAAACGAUCUUGUUUGAUCAUUAUGAAUUGGCAUUGCAAGAAUAUUUAGAGUUUUUAAUGAGUUUUCUUAUGAGGGAUCCUGAAUCUUCUCAUUCCCUGGUUUCUUAGUCGAUAUCUAAGAGUAGAUUUAUUAAGCUAAGUAGCUCUAGAAAUAUUAAAGAUAAGAAUUCUUCAAUUAAGAAUGAUCUUCAGCUUAUACCAAUGAAGAGAAAACCAUUUGUUUACAUCUAAGCAAUAAUUGAAAAUAAAGCUGCUAAUAAAUAUUACACUAAGAUGGAGAGUGGAACAAAGCCAGACCUUGAAAAAGUAAAGAAUGAUUUGCAGUCAGUAGUAACAUCAAUGCAUGAAGCUCUUAAAGGUAUCGAGAGAGUUGAUAAACUGGUAUUUCCGCUAUUAGUUCUAGAAUUUCCAUCUUUGAAUCCUCCUGACAUCAAUAAAAAUGAGAAGUUAAAGAUUUACAUAAGAUCUAUAGAAGCUGUGAUUGAUGAGGGUCUGAGAUAAAGCUAUGAAAAAAUGAGUGAUAUAGACAGAUACAUGUUUAUCUAUGAUAAAAAGAUAGAUGAAGUAAUUCUUGAACUCAAAAAGAAAACUUUCAUACUCUUGAAUGAAAUGGAAAAUGAAAAUAAUAGUAUGAGUAAAAACAGUUCACUAGAAUCUAUAAGUCAAUUAUCUUCUUAAUCAGAGGAAUAGCUUGUGAUGGUAAAUAAUCAUCAAUCAGCAAUGAAUCAAACCUAGACUUAGGCAGUUAAUGCCCCAAAUAUCAAUCUUUCAAUGGGUCCAGAGGUUGCUUUUAGAUCAAUUGACAUUGAUGAUGGACUUUUCAAAGAAGAAUUAGAGUCUUAUAAAUUAGUGUUUUGGGAAAUAAGAGAGGAAAUUAAUAAUUAAUAUGAUUUUGGACUUGUUUAUCUUGAUUGCUUACCAUUUAAAGAAAGAAUACUGAAGCAUAUCAAAUCUUUGAUUGAUCAUCUUGAAAACUAUGCUAAAAAGGAAUUCCUUAAUAAAUUGAAUAGUAUCUAAAAUGAAAUCAACAGUGUAAAGAGUAAGCUUGAAGAGAAAGUAUAAUCGAUUGAUGAUGUGAUUCUCCUCCUUGAUUAUAUUGAGGUUAUUAAGAGACCUGACAAUAAGGUGGAUGAACUAAGUAUUAAGAUAGAUGAGCUUAAGCUAAGAAUGAUAUUUAUAUUGAACAUAAAGAUAAAUUUGAAGUCAGAUGAUUACAUGCUCUAUCUUAACAUGCUUAACUGGCCUCGAACUUUUAAAGCUUGGCUAGAUGAUAGAAAAAUUGAACUUCAAAGAGCCAAAGAUAAUUUAUUCUAUGAAAUGGGCAAUGAAAAAGACAUGAUAUUUGAGAAAAUUGAAGAAUUCAAGAAAUAGAUAUAUAUGAUUAAGAAGGAGGGUCUAAUUCGAGAGUCAGAGAUUGAGAAUUAGAGUUAGCAAUAUACUUAAGAAGAGUUCUUCUCUCCUACUUUUAGAAAAAGAAGGCAGUUAGCCAAAUAGAAUAACAUCAAUUUCUAAAGUAUAGAUAUGAUGAAUGCUACAGUAUUAUCAGGAAGUCUGCAAGUACCAAAUUAAUCUUCUGAUAACUUUAGAUUGUAGAAGGACUCAACAAUCGCUACUUUUAAAUUCAUUGCAAAAGAAAUCAAAUGGGAUGAUUAUAGGUUUGAACCAGAAGUAAUUGAUGAAGUAUUUGACAUGACUGAUUAGCUUAAAAAUGAAUAUGAUUCAAUCGAAAGACUCACUGCAUAGAUAAAUAAAAGAGAGACAUUGCUUGGCGUUGCUUAGACAGAGUUUAAGGAACUUCGUAUAAUAUUAGAUGAUCUUAAGCCGCUAUAUGAUCUAUGGUAGAUUGCUAGCAAGUUCAGCAAAACUUUCCCAAAAGGAAAUGUUACUGAUUGGAUAAACGAGCUGAAGAGAUUAAGCAAAAAUAAUUUCCUUAAAAGCGCAGUCAAAUAAAUGGAGCUCUUAUCUUUCAUUUAUCAAGCUUUACUGUAGUUUAAGAUAUAUCUACCAAUGUUAAAAGCUAUGAGAACAAAGGGACUAGUACUUAGACACUGGCGAAUGAUUGGUAAUAAGUUAGAUUUUGUGGUAGAUCCAUCAACUGUAACUCUAAGGAAGUUGAUUAAUUUAAAGCUGUAUGAAGAAGAUAAAUUGCAUGUAAUCAAAAGUAUCUGCGAAAUUGCAACAAAAGAAUAUGCGGUUAUGACUUCACUUGACUCCCUAGAUAGGGAAUUAAAAGCACUUGAGUUUACUUUAUAAGUUUUGAAAGAGAAUCCGGUCUAAUAGCCAUUGACAGUAAUUCAAGUAUAAAACUAAACUUAUACCUCUAAUAUGUCCUAGAUUCAACCUCCUACAGAAAAUCCACUCAUUGUUCUCAAAUUAGGGGAAUUAAUAUCCUUAUUUGAGGAGUAUUUCAUGAGAGUAAGUGUGCUUAAGACAAACCCAUUCGUCAAGAACUUUUAUGACAAAAUGAUUGAAUUAGAGAAGAUUGUUAAGCAUGUAGUAGAGAUUCUAAAUGAAUGGUAGCUAUUUUAGAAGAACUGGAUAUAUCUUGAAAGCAUUUUCUCACUCGAAGAGAUUUAAAAAUAUCUUGACAAGGAAAGCAAGAAAUUUUAGGGCAUUGACGCAUUUUAUAGAUCUGUUACUAAAUCUUUUGAAUAGACUCCAUAAGUUUACAAAGCAUGCUAAAGAGAAGCUUUCCUCAUUUAAUUGCAAAGAUUUAACAAUGAAUGUGAGGGAAUUAUUUCUGGUUUGAAUCAAUUCCUAGAAUCCAAGAGAGAAAAAUUUCCGAGACUAUAUUUCUUAUCAAACGAGGAAAUGAUUGAAAUAUUUGGAAAGGCAAGAGAUACUAGAAAAUCAACCAAUUUAAAAGUUUAGAGUCCGGCUUUUCUAAUUAAAUUAUUCGAUGGAAUAGACUUAGUUACCAUUAAUAGAGAUGGAGAAAUAUCAGAAAUCAUCUCUAAAGAAAAUGAGGUUGUCAAACUCAUAAAGAAAGUUAAUUCUUUCGAUUGUACUCCUGAAAAAUGGCUAUUUGAUUUAGAAAGGGGAAUGAAAAAUUCUAUGAAACUAAAUCUUUAUCUAGCUUAUAAUACCUUUGAAAAGUAAAAGUUAGAGGAGUGGCUGAGUCACUGGCCUGGGUAGUGUAUUUUGACUGCUUCACAGAUCUGGUUUGGCUAGGAGAUUUUCAAUAUGUUUACAGCUAGUCUUGAGAUUAAGAAAUAUGAAGUUGGGCAGGACUAUACCAACCCCGUGUUAACAUCGGCAAUUAACUCUCCUAGGCUUGAAAAUACCAAUUCAUCAUAUUCGAGAGCUGCUUUAGAUUCCCCGAAACUGUCAUUUAAGUAAUCUCCGAAGGAAUUAAAUAUUCAGAAACUUCAAAGAUAAAGUGUAUUUCUUGAUGAAGUUUUGGAUAAGAAGCUGAUGAAGUAGGUAGAAAAGGUCAUAGAGUUGCAAGAAAAGACUCAACUCAAGCUUACAGUACCUUUCUUACAAUAAAUGGAUGACUUUGCUUAUAAGCUAAGAGAAUACAUAUCAGAUUUCGCUGAAAUGAUAAAAGUCAAGCAAUCUAAGAUUACCAGAAUAACCACUAUAAACCUAAUAGCAGUCUUUAUCUACUUUAGAGAAAUCUUAGACAACCUUAUUGAACAAAAAAUAUCAAAAGUAGAUGACUUUUAAUGGCAGAUGAUCCUAAAGUUUUCUUUUAAAGAUAUUGCCAGCAACCUUGUCAUUGACUAUGAGAACCCAAAUAAUGGUCAAGAAGAAAGAAUGAAGGUGGAUACUCAAAAACUUGAAAUAGCCUGUGAAGUUUUCAACUCUCAAAGACUUUACGGAUUUGAAUAUAUAGGGAAUAGUAGUAGACUAAUUGUUACCCCGCUAACUGAGAGAUGCCAAAGAAGUUUAUUGAUUGCUCUUCAUUAUUUCUAUGGUGGAGCACCUGAAGGACCAGUAGGCACAGGUAAAACUGAGACUACCAAAGAUCUAGCAAAGCAAGUGGCUAAGCUAUGCUUUGUUUUAAACUGCUCUUCCAAUUUUGAUUAUACUAGUGUAGUUAGAUUUUUCAAGGGAGUUGCCUCAAGUGGUUCUUGGGUUUGUUUUGAUGAAUUUAAUAGAAUGGACCCACAUAUUCUGUCAAUCAUAUCGCAAGUAAUUAUUGCCAUUCAAGGAGCUAUUAAGAAAUAAAGUCCAACAUUGUUUAUUGAUGAAACAAAAGUUCAAAUCAGGCCAGAAUGUGCCAUCUUCAUAACUCUUAAUCCUUAUUAUGCAGGAAGGACUGAACUCCCUCUAAAUCUUAAAAACUUGUUUAGACCGAUUUCUAUGGUCAUUCCAGAUUCAACUAUUAUUGCUGAGAAUUUACUGUUUGCAGCAGGCUUUUAGAGUGCAAGGAUUCUUGCUAAAAAUAUAGUCAACAUACAGAGUCUAACUGAAAGGAUGAUUCAUUAAGAAGAAUUCUAAAAUGAUUUCGGAUUAAGAUCAAUUAAGGCUAUUGUUUCUAUCGCUGAGAAGAUGAAAUUAUUAAGUUAUGACCUCAUUGAAACUGAUCUCGCUUAUAUUAUAGACGAUAAACAGAUUGCUAAACUGCCUACUAAAAGUUAAGAAGUAAUAAAAGAGUUUAUCAAUAAAGAACCUGACGAAGUCUCCUCUUAAAAGGCAAGACGAGAAAGUGAAUUAAUAACUCAAUAAAAAGGUUCAAUGAGGAAAACUGGUAUCGAAGCAAUAAAAGAAGAACUGGAAGAUGAUCACGAUGAUGUCGUAAUGAGUGAGUCUUUCUAUCAAAGUACUUCCUAAAAACGAUAAAGCUAAAGGAGAGAUGGAGUGAACAGAAAAUUACUUACUGGAAAUAUCUUUGAAAAAGUUCAUGGCUUCGGGACUGACAUUAAACAAAUCCACAAAGAACUGCUCUAUAAGCAGCUUGGACUAGAUCCCAGAAUAAAAAAGACAACUGAACUAGAACUAGAGAAUCAUAUAAUCAUGAAAGCAGUAAAGGAUUAUAAUGAAUCGAAAUUUUCAAUAGAAGAUAAUAAGAUCUAUGGUUAAAUCCUUAAAGAUGUAUUUUAAGACCAGUUUAAGCAAGAAAAUGAUGUUAGCAAGGAUAACAAUUUGAAAAGUUGUAUCAAGUAGACUCUAAUUGAGAUGAAAUAUGAUGUAUCAAAUGAUAUAGUUGAGCUAGUUUAUUAGCUCUAUGAGUUAUAGCAGGUCAAGCAUGGUAUAAUUGUAGUGGGCAAAACAUAAAGUGGAAAGUCCACAAUCAUUAAAACUCUUGAAUCCUCCUUGAAUAAAAGUUCAAGCAAUGAGUUAUCAUUGAUGAUUCUUGAAAAGAGAAAAGAGAGGCUAAAAGAGAUUACAAAAGAUAUUGAGGAACUGAACAAGGCUAAACAGCCACUAAGAAAAUAGCCUACUGCAAAUAUCUCAAGAGGCAAUGUAAGAAGCUAGAUGAGUAUGGUGAGUGGAGGCCAAUCAGACUCAACUCAGCGAAGAGGUUUCGGAGCACCAUCAGAUACAAGAUCUAGUCGAGCUUAAAACAUUCUAGCAGAAGUCUACAAGAAAACUAAACUAACCUAAAAGGAGAUUGACUAUCUAGCUAAGGAUUUGAAAAUUCAAGGAGUUCAGACUUAAAUAAUAAACCCUAAGUCUAUGGAGAUGAACGAACUUUUUGGCUAAUUUGAAGAAGAAACGCAUUCUUGGAAUGAGGGCAUAUUCACAAAGUUAUUCAGAGAAUAUGCCAAUGAACAUCACAAUAAAAAGAAGAAAUGGAUCAUUCUAGAUGGACCUAUUGACAGUUUGUGGGUUGAGAAUUUAAAUUCCAUCUUAGAUGACAAUAAGAAGAUGAGUUUAGCCAAUGGUGAAUCUAUAUUCAUGUCUAAAUACAUGACUCUUAUGCUGGAAACUGACAGCUUACUGAAUACUACACCUGCAACUGUGAGUAGAUGCGGCCUAAUAUAUCUUUAAUAGAGUAAGUUGAUCAAGCCAAAGAUGCUCUUCAAUGCUUGGCUUAGAUCCAUUCCAAAUGUUCUGAAGGAAUAUGAAAUCGAAAUUGAAUAAUAAGCCAGUUGCCUAUUGAAAGAAGCCCUAUAAGUAUUCUAAUCUAAUAAGGAGAGAAGUAACUUAAUAUACUAAGUGGUAGACCAAUACUGGCUGAUUAAGACAUUUCUUAGAUUAAUGGAGUCUUUUGUUCAUGAUUACAGAGGGUAUGAUGAAAGAUUAGAGGAUAAAACUAAUGAAAGCAAUCUUAAUCAUUAAAGAGAACUUGAAGAGUCAAAUUUUAACGCUAAAGACAGAGAAUCUCAUGAUGAUUCAAAUGUGAUUACUAAUGUCCAGUCUAAAGUAGCUCUUACUUCAUAAAAAUCAGAAGUGAACAUUACAAUAAUGAACAAGACCCAGGGGAAGCAGGAAACACAGCAUAAGCCUAAUCAUAGGAACCCUGUUAAUAGAUUUCUAAAUGAUGAGAUCAGAUCUGAAAAUGCCAUUAAGUUUACUCCUGUGUGGCUUGAGGCUGCAAUCAUAUUUUCAGUGACAUGGGCUUUUGGCUCGAUUAUGAAUGAUGUGGGUAAAAAUGAACUGGAUGUUGCAAUCAGAGAAAAACUCAAUGAUUUUAAAUAUGAUCUUUAGCUUUAUCAGAAGCAAAAGAAAAAGCAAUAGCAAUAAAAUGAGUAAAAUGAUAAGAAAGGUGGAUUCGACACCCAUAACUAACUGAAUAACACUGCAAUGAAUGACUCAGUUAUGAUAAAGUCAGUAAUUGAUGAAUAUGAUGGUUUAAAGCAAUGGAGUGAUGAGUUUGAUGAUGUCAGCAUCGAAUAGCCUAAAUUUUUAUCUGAAUUCCCCAUUCAGAAUGGACAAUCUAUAUUUGAGUCUUACUUUGCUCUUGACUAAUCUAAUUGGGUAAAAUUCAACGUUGAAAGAGAAGUCAACCAGGCUAUUGUUAACUUUCAUAGCCUUCCUGAUUCAAUGAAGAAGGUCUAAAACAUUUAUGUACCAACAAUAGAGUCAAUCAAGUAUUAAUACCUAUUAGAAUGCUAUAUCAUAAACUAAACUUCAACAUUACUAGUGGGCGCUUCAACAACUGGAAAGACAUCCUUGAUUAGAGAUUCUUUAUUUCAUUAAGUCUUCUAAUACACAUACUAAUUCGUAAUUGACCACAUCACUCUGUCGCACUCUUCAUAAUCUGACCUAGUAAGAAAAACAAUGGAGAGGAAAUUAGAACUAGCAUAAGAAAAGAAUGUCAGAUUUAUGAAACCUACUGGCAGUAAAAAGUUGGUUCUCUACAUUGAUGAUAUUCAUAUGCCUAGUUAAGAUGCUUACGGCUAUCAAUCUGCUAAUGAGAUGAUUAGAGAUUAUUUUACUUUAGGAGGAUGGCAUUAAUCAAGAACUAAGAAGUUCAAUUAAGUUAAGGACCUAACAAUAAUUUCUGUUCUCUCAACAAUUAACUCUUGCUAAUCAGUCCUUGGAAUGCAGAAUAAUAAGUAAACACCAUAAGUUAGUGAGAGACUCUUACAUCAUUUUGCAGUCAUUGGUAUUGAUGAAAUCAAAAGGAACUCACUUAAGUCAAUGUUCCAGAUUAUCACAUCUAUGCUUGCUAAUCAAUGGCCUUCUGAAAUACAGCAAUUUUCAUCUAAAGUCUUAUAGUUCGUACUCGAUUUAUACUAUUCAAUUUCAGAAUAACUCAAGCCUACACCUCUCAAAGUUCAUUAUCACUUCAGCUGGAGGGAUAUAUUCAGAAUUUGUAAUGGGCUUAUGCUCGUAGAGUCGAAUUACCUUAAAGAUCAAGUAAGCUUAAUGAAGUUGCUCUAUCAUGAAUGUUUAAGAGUCUAUGCAGAUAAAAUAGCUAUAGAGUCUGACUAUGAAUGGCUUAAUUCUAAGUUGAAAGAGCUAAGUCUAAAGCACUUUGAUAUGAAUGGUAACUUAGAAGAGUAAAAUAGCAGAGCUAGUUCAUAACAAUUUAUUAGGAAAAAUACUUAAAAAGAGAAAUCUAUGACUUCAUAAGAAGAUUUAGCAUUUCCAAUUUCAAAUCCAAAAGACUUAUACUUCUCUGUUUACAAUCUUGAUGUUGAAGGGUAUUAUGUCGAAAUUGAAAAUAUAAAUAGAGUAGGAGAAGCAAUUGAUAAGAUGCUAGAGAAAUAUAAUGAAGCCUCUGACAGAUCUUAGAUAAAUCUAAUACUCUUUAAUGAUAUAAACAGAAUCUUACUAAAAAUGGUCAGAGUAUUGAGUACAUCUAAUGGACAUAUGCUGGUAGUAACAGUGAAAGGUUCAGGUAUAACAAAUCUUCAAAAGCUCGCAAGCUUCUCAUUAGGCUAUCAACUGAAGCAACUUGAAAUGCUUCCUGGCUUUUCAUUGGAAGAAUGGAGGCUAGAGAUGAAAAAGCUUUUAUUAAGGGCAGGUCAAGAUGAUAAACCAGUAGUAUUAAGCAUGGAUUAGUUCAAAGUUUAACUGGAUCGCUAAUACGACGAUGUAGAGUGCAUCAUAAAUAACAAUAUAAGCAGUGACAUUAUGUACCCCUAAGAAAUAGAUAAUUGCCUCAGUUAUAUUUAUCAAUAAAUUGAGAUGGAGAAAUUAGCCAAGCUGAACAAAAAUCUUAAUGUGAUAAACUCAUCUGCAAUGGGAGAUUAGUUCUCAAGUGAUCCAGAUCUUAGCUAAAGUAGAAGAAUGCAAGUAAUGAAUGAUCUGUAAGCAUCAGCUUUGAGUGCUAUUCAGAAGUCUCCAUAAUUGUAAUGUGAACUUUACAAUUACUUUCUGAAAAGAAUCAAGAAUAAUUUCCACUUGCUUUUGACAUUCUCGCCAACAGGAGAGGACUUUAAGAAAAACUUGGUCAAGUAUUAAACUUUUCUAGCAAAUUGUACUAUUAUUUGGACAUUUGAUUAUAAUCAACAAGCACUAGAAGAAUUAGGGAGUUAAUUCAUGGAAUUUGCUGACUAUAAAGAACUAGCUUAGUAAAAUGGCGAUUAGAUUAUUGAAAAGAAAGAGAUCAGAAAGCAACUAGACAAAAUCAGAGGUAGAUAAGAUACGAUGUAACAAAAUAGCAAAGUACUUCAUUGCUGUGUCCAGAUGUAUCUCAAUGCAAAAGAAAUGUCAAAGAAAUUUUUUUAGUAAUCAGGUUAGAUACUGUAUUUCACUCCCUCCUCAUUUCUUGGUAUGUUUAGCAAUUUUAGAAGACUUCAUACUGAAAGAAAGAAAAACGUGAUGGAUAUUUAGAAGCGCUAUGAAAAUGGACUUGAAAGAAUAAGAGUCACGUAGAUUGCAAUUCAGGAAUAUCAUAUAGAACUUGAGUAAAAGAUACCAGUUCUGCAAGAUAAACAAAAGAAGUUAAUCAUGGAAAUUUAGGAAAUCGAAGGGAGAUUCAAUAAUGUCAAAAAGGAGAGAGAUCUUUUGAAAAGAGAGGAAUUCAAUAUUCAAUAAGACUGUGAAACUGCACUGUAAAUAAAAAUCUAAUGUGAAGAAGCAUUAAAUAAAGUAGCUCCUGCAUUAAAUGAAGCUGUUAACUCAAUUUAGAGUUUGUCUAAGCAUGAUCUUAGUGAACUUAGAGCAAUGAAGAAGCCUCCAAAAGUCAUAAAGUUAGUACUUAAAGCUGUGUGUAUUUUACUAUAAGUGCAGCCAAUAAGAAAGAAGGCAAAAGAUGGCAUUCAUUUUAAAGAAUCAUUUUGGGCUGCUGCUUAAAGUAAAGAAGUACUUGGAAAUGUUAGAUUACCAGAUAUGCUGAUAGAGUAUGAUCGAAAUAAAAUUUCUUAAAAUAUGAUGGUCAGUAUUGAGGAAGUAUUAGUAGAUUCAGAUUAUACCUACGAAAAUGCUUAUAGAGCUUCAAAAGCAGCAACAGGUAUGUUUAAAUGGGUGAAAGCUAUUAGAGAGUACUAUUACAUCUUUCAAGAAAUAGAACCCAGGAGAGAUGCAUUUAUGUUAUCUGAGAAAUAACAUAGUAUUAAAGUAGAAGAAUUGCAGUUAAAGAGAAAGGAACUAGGUUCAUUGGAAAUUUACUUGAUCGAACUUCAAGAAAUACUAGACGAGAAAGAUCAAAUUAUUGAAGACCUGAAGAUUUAAAUUUAAGACUGCAAGAUCAAGAAAAAGAGAGCUGAUGUGCUACUCAGAGGAUUAAGCAGCGAAAAACAGAAAUGGAUAGUCUGCACUAGAAUGCUUGCUGGCAAGUAUCUCACAGUCACUGGAGAUGUUCUGCUAAGUUCUGCGUUUAUUUCCUUACUCUCUGGAUACACUCAAAAGUACAGAAACAAACUGAUUAAAAAAUGGAAAAAGCUUUUGUAAGAGCAAGGAUUACCAGUGAGCGAGAGCUUUAACUUUAAUGAUUUAUUUGGAGAUCCAAUGAAAAUCAGAGAUUGGCAGAUGAAUGGUUUACCAUAAGAUCAUCUAUCAGUUAAUAAUGCAAUCAUAAUGGAAAAAUCCAAAAAUUAUUGCAUUUGUAUUGAUCCAUAGUAUUAAGCCUGUAAUUGGUUGAAAAAUUAAUACUAUGACAAUGGUCUGAUUAUAACCAAGUACGGAGAUAAUUACUUUAGAAAGAGUCUUGAGAUUGCCAUUGAACUUGGAAAGCCUGUAUUAGUUGAAAAUAUAGGUGAUAAGGUAGAUCUAACUCUGCAUUCGCUUUUGGAAAAAGACAUUGUUAAGCAUGGAUCUUAAAGAUUAAUAAAAUUCUGUAGAAAGACAUUCAAAUUUGAUAAAAACUUUGAUCUAUUCUUAAUAACUAAUCUUAAAAAUCCUCACUUUGAUGUUAACAUCUCUAAUUUUGCGACAAUGGUAAACUUCUAUGUAACUUUUGAUGGAUUGCAAUAACAGCUCUUGUCAUUAGUUGUUGCUAAUGAGAGAUCUGAUCUAGAAGAAAAGUUUUCAGAAAAUACUAAAGAGGCUUUUGAAAAUAUUCGAGGCCUCAAAGAAAUCGAGAAUGCAAUCCUAGAAUAGCUUUAAAUGGAUGUUUCAAAAUUACUUGGAGAUGAACUCUUGAUAAAGACUUUAAAUGAAUCUAGAAAUACUGCUGAGCUCAUAGCAAUGAAACUCAAAGCAAUUAAUUAGACUUCGUAGUUCAUGUAAAAAUCAAGGGAUGUGUAUUCACCAAUAUCUAAAAGAGCUUCUUUGUUAUACUUUGUUGUAGCUGAUUUAUCUAAGAUCAACAAUAUGUACUAAUUUUCACUAGCUUGGUUCACAAAUGUCUUCAAAAAAUCAAUAUAGAUGACUAAUUAGCUGAAGCCUGAGAAUAAAAAUGCCAAGUCAAAAUUAUAAAAUAGUCAAAUGAGUAUGAAAACAUCUAUAGGUUUUACAAUAAAAGGUAACUCAAUUGAUGACAGAAUAGAAUUAUUGAUAAAAACAUUUACUCAGGAACUUUACAGAAAAAUAUGUUCAUCUAUUUAUGAAAAAGAUAGAAUGCUGGUAACUUAUCUAAUGGUGCUUAGAGUUCUCGAAUAUGAGGAUUAUCUAGAUAAAACUCUCUAUUCUUAUUUGCUGAUUGGUCCAAAGAAUCCAGAUUACUCUGAAGAACCUCCAACAUAAGAUCUGAAGCUAAAUUGGUUAAAUAAGAGAAAUUGGGGAGAUUUAAAGGCACUUUCACAAAUUAAGCCUUUUACAAAUAAUAAUUUAAUAGAGUACAUUAAGGAAUUACCUGCAGUUUGGAAUGAAUACUAUAAGAAAAACAGAUUCUCUUAUGAUGAGCUACCAAACAAAGAUAGACUUAAUUUAAUCCCACUACUGCCUCCACCUAUCGAUGAUAGAUUUGAUGUAUUGCCAGCAAAUGAUUUAGUUUAGAGUAAAUUCAUGAACUCAUUUGACAAGUCUGAUACUGAAGAUGACUAGAACAGACCACUGACAAGAAAUGUUAGUUCAGUUUUGAAUGACGAAGAACUAUGGAGGGUAUCUAGUGAAAGUGAUGAAGAAGAAUAACAAGUAAACAAGUUCACCUAUAAAAAGUAAAAUCUGGGAGGAAACCUAGAUGAAGAUGAUAAUGAAUUUCUUAACUAAGAGGAGGAAAUGGCUCAGUAUUUACUAGAUAACAACCCUUCAAUAUUUAAUUAACAAUAUGAUGGUGAAGGCAAAAAAUUAGAUAAGGUCAAAAUGACCAAGCAGGAGAGCGAUAUGAGAGCCAAGAAAGAAUUAGUUCUAAAGUAACUUAUAGAAUUGUGUGUGCUUAAAUGCAUAAGACCAGAUAAAAUAAGUGAGAGUAUUGAUAAGUUCUUGCAAGUUGUGAUUAAUCCAUCCUACACCAGCUUUUCGCAAGACAUAGCUGCAUAAUAUACUAAUCAAUCAUCCAAAAGAGACAUAACAAAUGGAAGUCAAAGAAAUAUAAAUACUUCAAAUAAUUCGUAAUAGACCAAGCAUACUGGAAAGCAGAGCAAUUCUAACAGCAAAGUUAGUAAUUUCAUUGGACUUCUCAAGGAUGCUUUUGAUGAAUCAAAUAAAAGCACUCCUAUUUUCUUCUUAAUCACUCAUUUUCAAUAUUUAUCUCUUGGAAAAGGCCUAGAAAAAAGAGUUGAAGAAAAAAUUAUCAAAGCCUCAUAAGCUGGAGAAAAAAGCAGAUGUAAAUCCUAGAUUCAGAUUAUGGCUUUCAAGUGUUGCUGUCCCGAAUUUCCCAAACAACAUUCUCUAAAUGUCUAUCAAAGUUUCUUUAUAACCACCAAGGUAAAAUCCAUUAUUGCUGAUGAUAUCUAUAGUGGCAUUAAAUAUAUCAUGGAUAGAUUAUUAGGACCUAAUGAUGAAGUCUUUAAGAAAUCUAAGAGCAAUGCAGUUCUCCACAAAAAUCUAUAAUUCUGCAUUAUCUACUUCCACUCUGUUCUUGUCGGUAGAAAGAAAUAUGGGACUCUCGGAUGGAAUGUACCAUAUGAAUUUGACUUCUCAGAUUUUGAAAUCAGUGGUUCUCAGCUACUUCAAAUGAUGAGACGAAAUGUUAUUGAUGAUGAAACAAACUUAAAAAUGAUGAGAUACCUAAUUGGAGAGAUCAAUUAUUCUGGAAAGAUUCAGAGAUCUGAGGACAGAAUAAUCCUAAAUGCCAUCCUAGAUGAUCUAUUUUGCUCAGAGUUAGCUUUCAUGAAAGAGGCAGUUCCUUAGAAUGUAAAUAAGUCUCAUUAUGGUCUCCCUCUACUAGAAUACAAUGCCGAUAAUAGCUUUGGAGAUUUUUCAGAAUUCAUGAGAUCUUUGCCAGAAUUCGACUAAGAGGAGAUAUUUGGAUUUAAUGACAAUAUAUAGAGACUAAACCAAAGAAACAUGAUUUUUGAUAUUUUAAAGAAAGUGAAUCUGUUCAAUACCAAAAUCGAACCUUUUAACAAUCCACUAGAUGCCUAAGUAAAGGAUCAAAGUGAUAUGGUUGUUAGAGAUAUGUCUCAAAAAUUGCUGCUGAAUUUGCCCCAGCUGUUCGUAUAGGAAAUGAUCAACUCAAUGUAUCCAUUAAAGUAUGAUAUACCUCUCUCUACAUUUAUUCACAGGGAGGUAUUUAAAUAUAAUAACUUGCUUUUGGUUAUCAAAAAUUCUCUCAUAAAUUUGGUUAAUAUGAUAGAUGGAAAAAUUCACUAGACAAUAUAAUUAGACACAUUAUGGCAAGAGAUUUUAUAUGGAAUAGUGCCCAGAUCUUGGCUUUUGGCAUCAUACCCAACUUGUUCCACAUCAAUAUCAGAUUUUAUUAAGAAUUUGAAUGAGAGAUUAGAGUUUAUGAGGAACUGGAUUGAGAAAGGAUUGAUUAAAGAAAAAGAGAGCAUAGAUUUUGAAGGAUUCAACAACUCUAAUAAUGGGCUGAACAGCUAUUGGUUUCCAGGUUUCUUUGAUUAAUCAGCUUUUCUAACUGCUCUUAGGCAAAAGAAAGCAAGAUUAGAGACUAUAGAACUUGAAGAUGUUGAAAUAAGAUUCGAUGUCAUGAAGUAUAUGGACCCCAAAAAUCAUUAAAUUGAUAACGAUGAUGUUACUUUCAUUACAGGCUUUUGGUUAGAGGGAUGCUAGUGGGAUUUGGCUGCCUAGUUUUUAGUAGAAACCGAUUCUCAAGAGCUAUAUGUCCCAUUCCCAGCAAUAAAAGUAACAACCCUAAGAAAAAGUCCGAUUCAAAGGAUGAAUGCUUCAACUUAGAAAAUUAUAGAUUGUGAUUUCUACACAUGCCCUGUUUUUAAGACUACUAUGAGAUUGGCAAAUAAUACCUACUCUGUGGAGAAUGAAGCCCUGAUGCACAUUCCACUAAGAACUAAAGAGCAAGCAAACAAAUGGAUUAAAAGAGGAGUUGCAUUGAUCCUAAACCCAAGUUACUAUUGA
Molecule: messenger RNA, 17784 nt
Organism: Stylonychia lemnae
Lineage: Eukaryota; Ciliophora; Spirotrichea; Sporadotrichida; Oxytrichidae
Source: the annotation of a GenBank genome assembly